Molecule: messenger RNA, 3187 nt
Organism: Corvus hawaiiensis (hawaiian crow)
Lineage: Eukaryota; Metazoa; Chordata; Aves; Passeriformes; Corvidae
Gene: SCYL3
Product: SCY1 like pseudokinase 3
Exons: 15
Coding region: 503-2809 (768 amino acids)
Biological process (GO): protein phosphorylation
Molecular function (GO): protein kinase activity; ATP binding
Source: RefSeq, a predicted model, not a curated record
GAGGGCGGGCGGAAGGACGGACAGACAGACACACAGACAGACAGACGGAGCGGCCGGCGGGGUUCAGUGGCACCGGCACCCCCGGCCCGGCGGGGACAGGGUUGGACCGGUGUUGGGGGAGCGCGAUUGAACCGGGCUUCCUUCCCGCGGAGCCUGCUGAUCUCCCACCUGCCUGCGAGGGACUGCUUCUGCAGGGUGCCGGCUGGGCACUUGAAGGUGUCGCGUUGGGAAACCUCUGCCUUUGGGAGCAAAGCCCCCAGCACCUCUGAGAGCACUUCCAGGAGGCUCUGCUGGCAUGGGAGGUGGCGGGCAGGGCGCCUGGAAAGGGGGAACUGCCUCUCUCUGAGCUGUGGAAUGCCAGGGCUCGGCGUGUGUUUCAGGUGAAUAUUCAGAAAAUGCUCUGAAGGUGAACUGGCCAGCACCCGCCAGAACUGAAUCUGUCCAAAGAAAGCCCUCCUUCACCCAAAGCCUGUUUGUGGUGAGGAGGGGACCUGUGCGAGGGAUGGGCUCAGAGAACAGUGCUUUGAAGAGCUACACCCUGGAAGAGCCGCCGUUCACACUGCCCACCGGCCACACCAUUUACCCAGCCGUGCUCCAGGAUGGCAAACUCGCCUCCGUGUUCGUGUACAGGCGGGAGAACGAGGAUAAGGUCAAUAAAGCUGCCAAGCACCUGAAAACCUUGCGCCACCCUUGCCUUCUGCGCUUCCUCUCCUGUACUGUGGAAGCAAAUGGGAUCCACCUGGUUACGGAGAGGGUGAGGCCCUUGGAGAUGGUCCUGGAGAUGCUCUCUGCUGCAGAAAUCUGUGCAGGGAUCUACGAUGUGUUGCUGGCACUCAUCUUCCUCCAUGACAGGGGAAACCUGACACAUAACAAUGUCUGUUUAUCAUCCCUGUUUGUGAGUGAGGAUGGGCACUGGAAGCUGGGAGGAAUGGAAACAGUCUGUAACUUCAGUGAAGCCACCCCAGAGUUCCUCUGUCACAUGAAGUCAGUGCGAGACCAGUCGUGCAUCCCCUGCGAGGAGAUGGUGAGUGACAGCAUGUGCUCAAGGAGCUUCCUGCUGGCAGCAAAGAAAAACGUGAUGUCUGCAGACUUCAAAAUCCUGCCCAGCAGCUACGGGCACGCGAGGGAUGCCUAUGCAUUUGGGACAACAGUUGAGAAUCUCCUGACAGUUCUCAAUGAUCAGGUUUCAGCAGAUAUUCUCUCCAGCUUUCAGCAAACCUUGCACUGUGCACUGCUGAAUCCAGACCCAAAGUGUCGUCCACCACUGUCCAGCUUAUUGUCUCAUGAGUUCUUCAGGAAUGAUUUUCUGGAAGUUGUGAAUUUUCUGAAGACCUUAACACUAAAGUCUGAGGAGGAGAAAACUGAAUUUUUCAAAUUUCUGCUGGACAGGGUGGCUGGCUUGUCAGAGGAGCUGAUAGCAUCACGGCUGGUACCUCUCCUACUCAAUCAGCUCGUGUUUGCAGAACCUGUAGCUGUCAAGAGUUUUCUUCCUCAUCUGCUGGGCCCAAAGAAAGAGCAAAGUGGGGAGAGCCAGACCAGCUGCCUGCUGUCGCCAGCCCUGUUCCAGGCCCACGUGAUCCCAGUGCUGCUGAAGCUGUUUGAGGUGCAUGAGGAGCAUGUGCGGAUGGUGCUGCUGUCUCACAUCCAUGCCUACGCAGAGCUGUUCUCUCAGGAGGAGCUGAAGAACAUCAUAUUGCCACAGGUGUUGCUGGGCCUGCGGGACACCAGUGACUCCAUUGUGGCGAUAACGCUGCACAGCUUGGCCGUCCUCGUCUCCCUGCUUGGGCCUGAAGUGGUUGUAGGUGGAGAAAGAUCAAAGAUUUUCAAAAGCUCUGCACCAAGUUUCAUGAAAACUGCUGAUCUCUCCCCAGAAGAUUCCCCCAGUCAUGGCAUGAGCAAUCAGAGAAGCCAAACCUCUCAGCCCCUGAAGAGCAGUCCCAGCUUGUUCCCCAGCUCUGCAAAUGCACCUGUCAAGAAGCUUCCUAUGCAACAAGACAAUCCCCUGGCUUCAAAGACAGGUGAGCAAGGCGCUCAGCCCCCCCUGAACGGAAUUCCUGGAAGCAUUAAUACAUUGAGGAACAGCAGGAGCUCUAUGACUACCUCGGAAAAGCCAGCAGAGGAGUGGCCAGACUGGAGUGAGCCAGAGGAGGCAGACACUGAGAAAACUGUGAACAUUCAAAUUCAGCCCCAGGAGCUGCGGGGCAGCACGGGACCUUAUUUUGCUGAUCAUGAUGUAGAUGAGAAGCCUUGGGAUGACUUUGAGCCCAGGAGCCCCAGUCCUAAAUUGUCCUCAGGAAACUGCCUCACUGUGACACACGCUGAUGCAGUUGAAAGGCCAAGGCCUCUGCCAAGUACCCAUCAACUGAGCACAGAAUUCAAAAGCCUGAGUCCCCCCACGAAGUCUUGCCAUGGGAACAGCUGGAGCAAUGACAAGUGGGACCACGAGGAACAACUGGGAGAAACUGUGUUGCCAAAAACCUUUCAGGAAAGGUUGAAGUCUUCAUCAGAGUCUGGCUUGGGAGAAGAAUUCACAAUCAAAGUGAAGAGGAAACCAGUGCAAGACCCUGAGCUGGACUGGUUUGCUGACAUGAUCCCAGACAUUAAACCUUCUUCUGCUCUUUUGAUUUUACCUGAGGCAAGGACAGAAGCAGUUGUUCCCACUCACUCGGGUGGGGUGUCCAGCAGAGAAGGUGCCUCCCAGAAUGUGCUGUUUUCAUCCAAAUUUGCAGCAGCUGAUGUGAUUGAGGCUGAAGCUACAGGCUGGGGUGAAGAAGAGGAGUUGAACUGGGAAGAUGAUACAAACUGGUAACAGUUCUGAAGGAGACCAAGGCGAUUUAUGGUGUGUUGGAUCCUGUGCCAGGAGUUGCUGCUUCCCCAGUACAAUGGAUAAAGUACCUCAGCGCUGCUUUUGCCACAAAGCAGGCACUUGCUGCACAGCCAUUAGAUCCCAUGAGGCCUGAGCUCUUGCCAUGGAUGCUCCUUCCCAGUCUGUGCCAAAAGCUGCAGGGGUGAGCCUGCACUUGAGCAAUAUGCCCAGCUGUGGUGCUGCCACUGCUCCCGGAGAGAGGACAGGGUGAUGGUGUGAUGGUGCUGACGUGCCACUGGAGGCGAAGAGUGGUGUAGGAGAUUGUUCCAGAACUCAUCCCUGCCCUGAAAAACUGCUGACAAUAAAUGAAAGUCACACUGA